CUCCGGCUCGUUCAAUCUCCUCCGGAGGCACAGGAAUCCUUUGCCGGUGGCUACUCUUCAUGUGGCUGGAGUGCUCCCUCCACUCCGCCCUGGCUUGAUUGUAUACUGGGAGGAGCUAUUCACCAAAGGUUGACAAACGUCAGCUCCUUGUUCCGAGCAAUGGCAUGAAAAUCCACAAAGCUGCUUCGGCAUGCUGAGCUCGUGGGCUCUCACUCACCUCUUGUCGGUAGGCCGUGCAGCAAGUCUCGGAGCAGCAAAACGACUUUUGAAUAUGUCGUGGCUCGAGAGUAGUGCAUGGAUCUUCCAACGGGCACCGAAUUGUCCAUUCAGUCUCCCAGACGUGGCCACAAUGAUGGGUCCAGACUAUCGCCCAACACAUUUUGGAUGGAGAAGAUCGCCGUUGGUAUCUGUAGUUGACUGGACUCGAGCAGGUGUGUUGUUGGCUCUACCAAACCAUGGAGGAAACAUUCCAAUAAUUAUACUGGCCGUGCCAAGAGCCACCUCAGCACCCAAGCUCGGAUGGAAUGUCUGCUAACUAGUCUUCGCGCUCAAGCACUGACAUGUCGCCACUGAACAGUGCCUCUCUGGCUGCAUGCUUCUUCACCGCACAGUCAAAGUGUGCGAGGUAGGCU
Neohortaea acidophila is the source of this 632-nucleotide messenger RNA. RefSeq lists its product as uncharacterized. Bases 191 to 535 code for a protein of 114 amino acids. The transcript is spliced from 2 exons. NCBI's taxonomy places the organism in Eukaryota, Fungi, Ascomycota, Dothideomycetes, Mycosphaerellales, Teratosphaeriaceae. The record is from RefSeq and is a predicted model, not a curated record.